Trichophyton benhamiae CBS 112371 is the source of this 5826-nucleotide messenger RNA. Its product is annotated as sensor histidine kinase/response regulator, putative. Gene Ontology annotation, biological process: phosphorelay signal transduction system; protein autophosphorylation. Gene Ontology annotation, molecular function: histidine phosphotransfer kinase activity; phosphorelay sensor kinase activity. The coding region runs from base 1 to 5826 and encodes 1941 amino acids. The transcript is spliced from 3 exons. Lineage: Eukaryota; Fungi; Ascomycota; Eurotiomycetes; Onygenales; Arthrodermataceae. The record is from RefSeq and is a predicted model, not a curated record.
AUGCGGACUCCGCCGUUACCUUCGCCUGUUGGACCUCUCGCUUCUAUGACUUCUCCCGGCCAGCACCAGCACCACCAGCGCCGCCGUCUCUCUUGCUCGCAGCCAGAGGACAGCCUCAACCUCUGCCAGCAGGACUACCAGCAGGAAGGACUUCCGCAGAGCCAGCAGUACCAGUACCAGGAGAGCCAGGGCUCAUCAAUUCUCGUUUCUGACCUGACGCAGCCGGCACCGCGUCCGAGUCGUGAUACCAACACCACCCCCAGACCUUUCUCGCGCCAUUCCGAGUUUGCUACUUGCGGAAACACUAUCAGAAACAACAGCAAUGAUGCGACAGCACCAGAUCUCGACUUGACAGACGCUGGACUUCAUCAAUCGUCUCAGAAUAGCAAGAAGUCAAGCGGCUCCGUUCUUGAAGAGCUGCGGAAACGCAUGGGUGAGACCAUCAUGAAUCAACAGCAGCAGCAGCAACAGCAGCAGCAGCAGAAGGCGGCACAGUACUACUAUGCCCAGGAAUCUGUUUCUACCGACUCUGGAUUCACUGACUCGGAUACCAACAUGACACCAAACACAUCCGAUGAAAAGGUUACUCAAUCAUCCCAGCCGUCGGUCCCCAGGUCUCCAUCCUCGCGAUCAAUGCGGCCAUCGAGCCUGCCACAACGGUCACUAGUAACUCCUCUGUCGCCGUUUGACACUCAUUCAGCCAAAACCAAUGCCGAAAAGGACGGUCAUCUGGCGUCUUCGGCAGCCUUGAAUUUGAAUACAAACGCUGCCAAUGCUGCGACCUCGAAUGGACUGGGAUUCCACGGCCAGCAGCACCAGCCUCAUUCUCCAUUUCCUCACUCCCCUCGAGGGACAAAACCAAAGCGGCGGUCUAUCAGACACCCUUACACAGCGGACACCCUCAAGAGAAUGAACGAGAUGCCAGCUGCCUCGAUAACAGCUGCUCCUGCAGACUUCUUACCUCCUGGCACCGCACCGAUCGCCGACAGCUCUCCCUACCCGACCCCAAAUCUCUAUGAUAUCACUCUUUCUUUGAAUGCCGACCCUGGCCUUGAUGGGUGGUGGUCCAAUGUGGUACCGAUUCUGAAGACUCACUAUGGCGCUGAAAGGCUCACUCUUGCGGUUCCAGGCGACGCUACUGAUCUAGAGAAUGUCCCAUGGCUGCAGAAGGCUACAUAUAGUAUAUAUGGGAACGAAUCCACGCCAUUCCUCUCGUCGCCACAGCCUCUCCCCAAGGCUGAAUGUGAAAAGCCCUCCUCUAAGGCCCGCUUCAGCGAAGCUACCAAAGAGGACGGCAAUACCUUCAAAUAUACAAAAUCUGUCACUGGUAGUCGUCGUCCAAAGCUGAUGGGUCGUCAUUCGUUUGCUGGUCAUGCUUCUUACCCUUCAGAGAAAUGGAACGAAGAUGCAUCAGGCGGUCCUACGCCGUUAAAGGGUCGCCAUUCACGACGAAAAAGUUCCAGUGGGGAGUUUAGAAAACCGCGUAAGCACAUGCGCGAGGAUGAAAUCAUGGCUGAUGUAUGUGAUUUCAACACUGUCCCGUUGAGUGGGACCUUUCAACAACUGCACCAGCACCGGAACCAGUCCCGUGGACCCAGCGGCGAGUUACUCGGGGCCGCGUCUGGACCUGGUUCAAGGCCUGCGUCCGGGCCACCGAGCCCAACUGCUGUUGUCUUUUCUACUCCUAGAGCAUUGGAAGUUGAGCCUGAGCCAUUGAUUAAGCGGACAGGUGUGGUGAAACUUUUUGGCCGCACAACUCCCGUUGCAUUGACGAGAGAAUACGCUGAUGAUCCCAUGCAAGAUGUCUCGUCUGAUAGCAAUGCAGCGAUUCACAAGCACAAGGACAUCAUCCAGCGUACCCCACGCUCGGAGACACCAGGAGCACCGCUGAAAGGACCCAUGCCAUCCCAUCGAUCCACUCCGUUGUCUCUUAGCCUAGCUUCGGCCCAAGAACGCAGGGGUAUUCCAAAAUCCACACUCAUGGGCCACGAAUACCAGCCGAUUCCCUUUGACCCUUCACCUCCAGCCCAAAAGUACGAAGAAUAUGAACAGACUCCGCCUUCUCCUUGGUCACAGUCGCCUGCUCCAUCUCCCGCUCCUCUCCUAAAACCGGACGUCAAUCCCUUCUUUGCAGAAACAUAUAAUGAGGUGAACGAAGAUGCAUUCGCCUCGAGUCCACCGCCGCACGAUUAUUCAGAAACGGCACCCCUGGAGGCCAUUGGUAUCGAUCGCGCAAAGAGUGUCAUCCACAUUCCCCUAAUCCAUUCUUCCUCGUCACGACAGGGAAGGUCGGAUACGCUCCGCUUUCCUGUUGCUGUCAUAUCCCUCCUAGCUCCCAUAAUCCCAUAUCCAACCAAUCUCCGAAACUCUCUAGCACUACUGCUUCCUCAUCUUACGACCUCAUUUUGCCUUGCGCAGCAGUACAGCCAGCUAGAAAAACAAAGCACGAGCCCUACUGUCGAGCGAUAUGGUCACCUCUUGGGUCUCGGCGGUACCUUUUCAGACGCUAACAGUGAGCUUGAGCUCAUUAAUGGUCUAUCGGGGCAUGUAAACUAUGCAAGCCCCUUGACUCAAUUGGGUGGUGGUGACGCUACUGGUGAGGGAUAUUUUCGAGCUAAGAGCCCGUCUUCGACUGAAAACAAUAACUGCAAUAGCACUGCGGCUGCAGCGUCCGCAAUGGCCAAUAACAGUGUUCAAGGGACACCAACCGAAGGACUGGCUAUUGCAAUCCCUCCAUCACAACAAAAGGCUGCAUACGAUGAAUUAACUUCAAGGGACCCGGGAUUAGUGCAUACCCCUUCGAUUGCCGAAGCUCCGACAAAAGCAAGUCAGAAUACUCCACAGAUGCUCGCCGAAUUUUCACGUCAUUCGUCAACAGGCUCCUUCACCGCUCAAUGGCAUCGUGAGGUCUCCUCGCGCCCCUUCCCAGACACAGUUGCGCAGCUGAUGCUCAACUCGAUACCCUUACACCUCUUCCUUGCAAAGCCACAUACCGGCGAGGUUAUUUGGACCAAUGCAAAGUUUGAUGCGUAUCGGCGAAGCCAGCCUAUGGAACCGCGAGUUCGGGACCCUUGGCAGAACGUUCAUCCUAGUGAAUAUGAAAAGGUACUUAAGCAUUGGACAAAAGCGUUGCGUACUGGAUCGCAGUUUACAGAGCGCGUGCGCGUGAAACGCUUCAAUGAUGAAUCUGAAUACCGUUGGUUUAUCUUCCGGGCAAAUCCGCUCAUAUCAGGGGCGGGUGAGCUUCUGUAUUGGAUCGGCUCAUUUCUGGAUGUUCAUGAACAACAUGUCGCUGAGCGCAAGGCGGCGCAGGAGCGAGAAAUGUUCGCGACCGAUGUCAAAUACAGAGCUCUCGCCAAUUCAAUUCCUCAGGUUGUCUUCGAGGCCGCAGAGUAUAGUGGGUUGAUCUCAGUAAAUGAGCAAUGGGAACUAUACACAGGCCAGUCCCUUGAUGAAGCAAUGACUUUGGGCUUUGCAAAGUAUAUUCAUCGCGAUGAUCUGGAGAAAUGUGGCAUCUUAUCGCCUCCGCAGGUUAUUCCAGAGUCGAAUGAUAUACCUGAGUUUGCCCGUAUAAUGUCUAAUGGAAACCUCGCUGAAACGCUGAAGGAAGCCGAGAGGUGUCGAAGGAAUUCAACACAGGCGUCACCCUCGUCUUCAUCUGCAGAGCAGCAGCAAUAUGAUAAUCCACUCAGAGUGUUUGGUAAAGGCGUAACGCCUGCAUUGCAGGAACUCGUGCGACGAGAAAUCGUUACAAUCCAACGCGAUGAGAACGGUCGAGAUUCCUAUACGACUGAAAUCAGAUUUAGGUCCCGAAAAGGAGAUUUCCGAUGGCACCUCGUGCGGUUGGUCAAGGUUGAGACACCCGACUUUGGCAGCGGUGAAGCGUCGUGGUAUGGUACAUGUACAGAUAUCAACGAUCGCAAGUUAUUGGAGCGUGAGCUCAAUACUGCCCUGCAGAAGUUGAAUAGGGAGAUGGAGUCUAAGACGAAAUUCUUCAGCAACAUGUCUCAUGAGAUUAGGACGCCGCUUAAUGGGAUUUUAGGCACAAUUCCGUUCGUACUUGAUACCUUACUUGACAAUGACCAGAGAAGAAUGCUGGAUACGAUCCAGAACAGCUCAACGAAUCUUCGUGAGCUGGUGGAUAACAUCCUUGACGUGUCGAAGGUGGAAGCAGGGAAGAUGAAUAUUGUCAGGCAGUGGUUCCAUGUCCGAUCGGUACUGGAAGACGCCAUAGACACCAUUAGCUCCAGGGCGAUCGACAAGGGUCUGGAACUAAACUAUUUGGUUGACACCGAUGUCCCUUCGACCGUGCUGGGAGAUCGGUUCCGUAUCCGUCAGAUCUUGAUCAACCUCAUGGGUAAUGCGGUCAAGUUCACUACCCAAGGCGAGAUUUGCACGCGAUGUUCGAUCCUCGUCGAUCCCAACGUUAACACGAAACCAUCUGAGAUCCUGCUUAAUUUCGAAGUCGUGGACACUGGUAAAGGUUUCAAUUCGACAGAUGCAGAGCGCCUGAUGCAACGGUUCAGCCAGAUUGAAACGAACGGGUCGCAACAGCAUGCUGGUAGCGGUUUAGGCUUGUUCUUGUCAAAGCAGCUUGUAGAGAUGCAUGGCGGGCGGUUGACACCUACUAGCAAAGAAGGGCGGGGAGCCAAGUUCUCAUUCUAUGUGAUGGCCGGGGCGCCACCCCAGUCACCUUCGGAGGAGAUUGUCGAGCCCCCCACGCCUGGUCAAGUGAUGGAGAUCCAAGACGAUGACCACCUGUCACGGCCUCCUACCGCCCCAGUAUCGACGGGAGAAGAAAAGCAGCUGCCCAUUGCCAAACCAAAAUCUGAAUAUUAUGUUUCGACUGCGGCUCCGCCAGCACUCUGUUCGCCAAUUAAAUCGAUGGAGGUUGCCACUAUAUACAAAGCGUACAACACAGUGUUAAUCUGUCCGUUUGACUAUGCUCGAGAAGCAAUCAAGCAGCAUAUCGAGCAAGUUGUACCGUAUGGCGUGCAAUCCAAGAUGACCUGCCUGCUGGAUAUGGAAGAUUGGAGGGAGUUAAGACUGAACAAAAAUGAUCCUCUGACGCACCUAGUUCUUGGUCUCCCAGAAGCCCCUGAGGUGACCGAGAUCAUGUCCAGUUUUCUUAAAACCGAUCCUGACGGCCCUCCUAGUCCGACACUAGUGAUAAUAGCAGAUAUCUACCUCAAGCGCAACAUCACUGCCGUAUACAAGGAACUCUUAGCAGCCGGGAAGAGUGUGUUUAUUGUACCCAAGCCCGUCAAGCCAAGCGCGUUUUCCUUGAUAUUCGAUCCCAGGAGCGAGCGCGAGCUGAGCAAAGAUCGAAACCAAGAUAUGGCACGUGAGGUUAACAACAGCUUCAAAAAUAUGUCCAAGAUUGUCAAAGAGGUCAUUGGCAAUAAGGGGUAUAGAGUUUUGCUUGUUGAAGAUGACGAGACGAAUCGGACGGUCAUGCUAAAAUACCUGGAUAAAGUCAAGCUUGUCUCUGAAACUGCCGGGAAUGGCCAAGAGUGCGUCGACAUGGUCUUCUCCAAAGAACCGGGCUAUUACUCGCUGAUAAUUUGCGAUAUUCAAAUGCCUGUUAAAAACGGGUAUGAGACCUGCAAGGAGAUCCGAUCCUGGGAGAAUCACAACCACUUCCCCCAGAUCCCCAUUAUGGCGCUCUCCGCCAAUGCGAUGAUAGACCAGAUCGACGAUGCCGCCCACGCUGGCUUCAACGACUACGUCACGAAGCCGAUCAAACACAACGAGCUCGGUAAGAUGAUGAUGGAGCUGCUCGACCCCAGCACUCCGCGUGUCCUUCUCAAGGAUCGCAAACCUUAA